UGAAAUGUGGGCCAAUAACACCUCACGCGCCAUAGCCUACCCUUCUCUGUCUGAGCCAGAUACAUCGCGAAGCAGUCGGGAGACAGUUGUUGCGUGCACAUCACGCGCCACCACGGAGAAUGGGAUUGAAUUUGGCGGUCAUCACUAUAAACAAAAAACCGGUCGAAGUGGUCAGCUUGGCAGAGGAUGAAUUUGAUAAAGAAGAAGAAGCCACCAAAAUCCAGAACCGCCCACCCGCGUCCAAGACAAAAGAAGAGGGUGAACAAUAAACCAGAUAUAGUAGACAUUUUCGCAACAAUCCAUUGAUUAAAUCUUUUUAAUAAUUCUUGUUUUACAUUUUAAAAAAAGUCCUCAGAGGAGAGAGAAAAAAGAACCCAAAAUGGUACAGUACUAAAUAGUUUUUCUUGACCUUUGAGGACCCAUCAAUCAACUCUUUUUUUCAGCUCCAAUUCAUGAAAGUAUGGAUAAACAUGCUUACAGAGGUUGAAUCUCUUUUUUGAAUUGUUUUCAGAUCCAUUUAUUAGUUGGGAAAGCAAUCCUUCCAAAAAAUAGAGUGAUAUAUGUUCUUCUUUUUGUGUUUUUGAGCACGAAAGGCUAAAGAUUUUAGCAAGAGUCAAGUUGGGUGUAUUUUUGUGUAUAUUAUGGUAGAAGAUUGGAUUUUCUGAGGUGGGUUGCGAUUAAAUUAGCCGGAAAAUGGAAAAUAUUGGGACAAAAUCGGCUGCAGCUGGAGCAGGAGCAGCAGCUGCAACACCCCCAGCUGAGGAGCUGCUGAAGAAGAUUCAAGAAUUGGAAGAAGGGCAUGCCCAUUUGAAGCAAGAGAUGUCUAAGCUGAUGAUUUCAACCACUGAUGAGAAAUCUGAGAGGCAGCAACAAAGGUCUCAUUCUAUAUCUCCUCAGCGUUCUCGUGGGCCGCGGCGGCUGGGUAGUGGUGGUGCUGUUGGCUUUGACGGUGGCAUAGUGGCCGCGUGGAAAAAGGGUUCUGCUUCUUUUCGGCAUUCCUCACCUUUGAGAAGGGAAAGUAGGAGUAGGGAUGCGUAUGCUGCUGUUGGUGGCGGUGGUGGGCCGACUGCUGUAAAAUUUACUGAUAAGCAGUAUUUGAAUAUAUUGCAGUCAAUGGAGCAGUCUGUGCAUAUAUUUGAUCUUAAUCGUCGUAUUAUUUACUGGAAUCGGAGUGCUGAGAAUCUUUAUGGUUAUUCAGCAGCUGAAGCUUUAGGACAGGAUCCCGUUGAGCUUUUGGCAGAUGCCCAGGACUAUGCUAUUGCCAGCAAUAUAAUCGAUCUCGUGGCAAUGGGGCAAAGUUGGACUGGUCAGUUCCCUGUCAAGAACAAGAAAGGAGACAGAUUUGUAAUUGUUGCCACUGAUACCCCUUUCUAUGAUGAUGAUGGCACUCUGGUUGGGAUUAUUUGUGUAUCUACUGAUUCAAGACCCUUCCAAGAAACAAAGGCAGCAUUGUCAGGGGCAAGGCAGCCAGAAGCCAAUUCAAGCUUUAGUAGGCCUAAAAUGCUUGCUUCUGCUAAACUUGGGCUUGAUCCUCAACAGCCUCUUCAAGUUGCAAUUGCCUCGAAAAUAUCAAAUUUGGCUUCCAAAGUGAGCAGCAAGGUGAAGUCAAAAAUGAGGACAGGAGACACUAGCACUGAUCAUGAGGGUGGUAGUGAAGACAAUAGCAUUGAUCAUCUCUCUGAUCAUGGUAUCUCAGAUGCUGCCCUCUCUGACCAUAGAGAGGAUGCGGCUUCUAGUGGAGCUAGUACACCACGAGCAGAUUUGCACCCUUCACCAUUUGGAAAAUCUUCUCAAGCUACUUAUGAGGAGCUCUCCCCUGGAAACAACUCCAGAGGUUCAGGGGAUGAGGGUGAAGGAAAACCGGGGAUCUCUAAGAUCAUUACAUCAAAGGCAGAGGCAUUGAUCAGUAAAACUGGUUUAACUUGGCCGUGGAAAGGAAAUGAUCGAGAGAACUCUGAGUCAAAGGCUACUCGUUUUGUCUGGCCAUGGUUACACAAUGACCUAGAGAAUGACUUGGAUCAACAGAAAACAUCUGCAGUUCCAGCAAAGCCAGACAAUCAGGAAACUAACAGGAUGGUUAAUAAUGAGGCUUCGGGCUCCUGGUCCUCAUCAUUUAACAUUAACAGCACCAGUAGCGCUAGUAGCUGUGGAAGUACAAGCAGCAGUGCUGUAAAUAAGAUUGACAUGGAUAAUGACUGCUUGGACUAUGAGAUCUUGUGGGAAGACUUGACAAUUGGGGAACAGAUUGGGCAAGGUUCAUGUGGAACUGUAUACCAUGCUCUGUGGUAUGGAUCAGACGUCGCUGUGAAGGUGUUCUCUAGGCAAGAAUAUUCUGAAGAUGCGAUAUUUUCCUUCCGACAGGAGGUGUCUCUCAUGAAAAGAUUGCGGCAUCCAAAUAUUCUGCUUUUCAUGGGUGCAGUAACCUCACCUGAACGUCUCUGCAUUGUAACAGAGUUCCUGCCUCGUGGAAGUUUAUUCAGGUUACUACAAAGGAAUAUGGGCAAAUUAGAUUGGAGACGUCGUAUUCACAUGGCUUUGGACGUAGCACGAGGCAUGAAUUAUCUUCAUCAUUGCAACCCACCUAUUAUCCAUCGAGAUUUGAAAUCUUCGAAUCUUCUUGUUGAUAAGAACUGGACUGUAAAGGUUGGCGACUUUGGUCUGUCACGUCUUAAAAGAGAAACAUACCUGACCACCAAGACAGGGAAAGGAACGCCUCAAUGGAUGGCUCCAGAAGUUCUUCGAAAUGAACCGUCGGAUGAGAAGGCGGAUAUAUACAGCUUUGGGGUGAUAUUGUGGGAACUUGCCACUGAAAAGAUCCCUUGGGAUAACCUCAACUCUAUGCAGGUAAUUGGAGCUGUAGGAUUCAUGAAUCAACGACUUGACAUUCCUAAGGACGUUGAUCCGCAGUGGGCAGCAAUAGUUGAGAGCUGCUGGCAUAGUGAACCGCCGAACCGUCCAACCUUCCAAGAACUAGUUGAAAGGCUUAGAGAUAUGCAAAGACAGUCUGCCAUUCAAUUUCAGGCCUCACGAGCUGGCACAGGAGAUGGCAGUCAGAAAGAGUUGUAGACACGUCGUAUAACUUGCUCUUUGCUUGGAACAUUCACCCACUUCUCUCUCAAUGGUAACAAACGCUGGUGGCAGGUUGAUGAUUAUGGCAUUGCCAUGAAUGCUUGCUUGCAAUGUUGAAAAAGCUCAACCCAAGGGCUGGUCGAUAUGAUGUUUGCUAAUACAAGAAAGUUUGAUGCAGAAAGUUGUCAUUUGUGAAGCCUGUCAAAUCAUGCAUGUCAUACACUGGUAGAUUGUAUCCAAUUGCUGGUGCUAUCGAUGACCUCUCAAGCAUGUCCAUCGUGUGCACUGGCAAAUUUGUUGUACGAGCAGAACAGAUUUCAUUCAGAGAUGGAUGGGAUCUUAACAGUUUCAAAGCAAUCAAAAUCUCUGUAUAGAAAACAAAGAAACUCUAGGAACUCUACAAGUCCAACUGAUACUCUGAUUUUGCCGUUGAAGAGAUCUGUCUGUAGCUUCGUGAUUUUUGAUGCAAUUAGUAUUAUUUCAACAAAGUCGAUAAAUAUGUCUCUGACAAUAUUCCGAGCUAGAUGAGCAUAAUUGCCUAAUAAA
This is a messenger RNA of Coffea eugenioides, 3615 nucleotides long. RefSeq names its product probable serine/threonine-protein kinase DDB_G0282963. The coding region runs from base 694 to 3066 and encodes 790 amino acids. The record is from RefSeq and is a predicted model, not a curated record. The transcript has 13 exons. Gene Ontology annotation, molecular function: protein kinase activity; ATP binding. NCBI's taxonomy places the organism in Eukaryota, Viridiplantae, Streptophyta, Magnoliopsida, Gentianales, Rubiaceae. Gene Ontology annotation, biological process: protein phosphorylation; regulation of DNA-templated transcription.